CGGAAACAGAACUCGCUGGAUUACAAUCGCACCUCGUCCACAAAAACUAGGGCCGCAAGAUGCAGGCACUGGCAAUUAUUCUUGUGGUGUCCUGCCUUGGUGUCUUGGCUGACGCCUCUGAAGGAGAGAACAACCUGACAGCCAAACUGUACAAGGACUACAACCUGAAGGUGCGCCCAGCGAAGGAGACGGGGGACAGGGUGAGGGUGAGGGUGGGCAUGACCCUGGCCUCGCUCGUCAGUGUGACUGAGAAGAAUGAAGAGGUGACCACCAAUGUGUUCAUGGAUCUGGCCUGGACAGAUUACCGGUUGAGUUGGAACCCAGCGGAACACGACAACAUCCAGGUACUGAGAAUUCCUUCAGCGAGGGUGUGGCGUCCGGAUAUCUACCUCAUUAACAA
Acipenser ruthenus (sterlet) is the source of this 400-nucleotide messenger RNA. RefSeq names its product acetylcholine receptor subunit beta-like. NCBI's taxonomy places the organism in Eukaryota, Metazoa, Chordata, Actinopteri, Acipenseriformes, Acipenseridae. Gene Ontology annotation, cellular component: synapse; neuron projection; postsynaptic membrane. The record is from RefSeq and is a predicted model, not a curated record. The annotation marks the transcript as partial. Gene Ontology annotation, molecular function: transmembrane signaling receptor activity; acetylcholine-gated monoatomic cation-selective channel activity. The transcript has 4 exons. Gene Ontology annotation, biological process: chemical synaptic transmission; monoatomic ion transmembrane transport; nervous system process.